This is a messenger RNA of Cryptomeria japonica (Japanese cedar), 1420 nucleotides long. Its product is annotated as methylsterol monooxygenase 2-2. The record is from RefSeq and is a predicted model, not a curated record. The transcript is spliced from 7 exons. Gene Ontology annotation, molecular function: iron ion binding; C-4 methylsterol oxidase activity. Bases 210 to 1001 code for a protein of 263 amino acids. Gene Ontology annotation, biological process: 4-alpha-methyl-delta7-sterol oxidation; sterol biosynthetic process. Lineage: Eukaryota; Viridiplantae; Streptophyta; Pinopsida; Cupressales; Cupressaceae.
UGCAUGCUCUUUUGCUUUUUUUGUCCGGUUCAUUCCUUGUUUAACUUAUUUGACAGUCUGGCACAGCUGUAUUUCGAGUAUUUAUAUUACACCAGCAGAAUGACAGUUGAAUCUCUUCAACUUCGGUCUUAGUUAUAUAGUUUAACUCUUCUUUGCUUUUUGGGGUUUAGCAAUUAAGUGGCCUGCAGUGGGCUCGACUCUGGAUUUUCAUGGCGACGUUGGAGAGAGGCUGGCAGUAUCUGGUCACAAAUUUUACUGACUUUCAACUGGCCUCCAUAGGCAGCUUUCUUCUUCAUGAAAGCAUAUUCUUCUUGUCUGGUCUUCCUUUUAUAGUACUUGAGAGACUAGGUCUCUUGAAUCAGUACAAAAUCCAGAGCAAGAUGAACACCCCUGCUGCACAGGAGAAAUGUAUAACUCGUUUGCUGCUAUAUCAUUUUUGUGUCAAUCUUCCUCUAAUGAUAGUUUCAUAUCCUGUAUUUAGAUUCAUGGGUAUGACGAGUGAGUUACCACUUCCAUCCUGGAAAGUAGUUGUAUCACAAAUUGUGUUAUAUUUUAUUCUCGAGGAUUUUAUUUUCUACUGGGGCCACAGGUUUUUGCAUACGAAAUGGCUGUACAAGCAUGUUCAUAGUGUUCAUCACGAAUAUGCUACCCCGUUCGGAUUGACAUCAGAAUAUGCACAUCCUGCUGAAAUCUUGUUCCUUGGUUUUGCAACCAUCGUUGGUCCUGCCAUCACUGGGCCUCAUUUAUUAACAUUAUGGUUAUGGAUGAGUCUAAGAGUGUUGGAGACUGUAGAGGCACACUGUGGCUAUCAUUUUCCUUGGAGCCUUUCCAAGGUUUUUCCAAUAUAUGGAGGAGCUGAUUUCCAUGAUUAUCAUCACCGACUGCUCUACACCAAGUCAGGGAACUAUUCAUCAACUUUCACUUAUAUGGAUUGGUUAUUUGGGACUGAUAAAGGCUACCGUAAACUAAAAUCUCUGAAGGUUGAUUCUAAGAGCUCAUGAGAGAAAGCUUGAAGGCAAUUUUCUGACAGCAGUAGUUAAGGAAGAAGGUUUGAGCUGGGACAUGCCACUUUCAGUUGAAGUCGAGGAACUAUUGAUGUCAUCUCAAUUUCUAGUGCUAAUGAUCCUGGAAAAGCUAGAUCUUUCUAUUUACCACUUAUUAGGAACUCCUUUUUCAACUGUUUUCAGGCAAUUGAAGAAAAAAAGAUAUGAAAAUUGGAACACUGGAAUGUUUUAGGAGUUGGAUGAGUUGAUUGUACCUUACUGUCAUGCAUCACAAAUAAAAGUUUGAUGCUACAAAUUUUAGGUCUUGUAGCUUGUUGAUUAUCUUUAGAAGGAUUGCGAGUUGGAUUUUGUACAUGUCUAUGUGCCAUGUUGUAGAAAAGGAAAAUAGAAUUGUGACUAGCAUUUUUUUGGUUUCA